AUGGAGGAAGAGGUGAAAACGGUUCACAGAGAACAACAUGCUGCAAAAGAAAUGUUUGCAACCGAGGAAGUAAUGUCGAUACCAGAGCCCUUGGCCUCGGAUAAAUCGAGCUCCAAAGGGAUUCCGCCGGAAAUCACCACACACAAGCUGAGCAUCGAUCCCAGGUUUAAACCAAGAGUAUUGGAACGUUAUUCAGAAAAUCCUCAAAGUCAGUGUAUAGUGCAUGAAAUCUUUGAUUCUGCUUAUGCUCUUGCUCAAGAUCAGAAUGGGAACUAUGUCACCCAGGGAUGGACUGAGGGGAGCAUCAUGUGUUUGGAGAGGGGAAAACCGCAUGAAAGAAGUCGAAUUAUUGAAAAGUUGACAGUAAAUGUUGUACAAUUAAGUCAACACAAAUAUGCCUCAAAUGUUGUUGAAAAAUGUCUGGAAUAUGGUGAUUCUGCUGAGAGGGAGCUUUUGAUUGAGGAGAUACUUGCAGAUUCAGAAGCAAAUGACAAUUUGCUGUCGAUGAUGAAGGACCAAUUUGCGAAUUAUGUGGUCCAGAAGAUUCUUGAGAUUAGCAACGAUAAGCAUCGGGACAUUCUGCUCAGUCGAAUCAGAGUUCAUCUUCGUGCUUUGAAGAAAUACACCUACGGAAAACACAUAGUGGCUCGAUUUGAACAGCUCUCUGAUGAAGGUGUGUAG
Molecule: messenger RNA, 681 nt
Organism: Nicotiana attenuata
Lineage: Eukaryota; Viridiplantae; Streptophyta; Magnoliopsida; Solanales; Solanaceae
Product: pumilio homolog 5-like
Exons: 5
Coding region: 1-681 (226 amino acids)
Biological process (GO): post-transcriptional regulation of gene expression
Cellular component (GO): cytoplasm
Molecular function (GO): mRNA binding
Source: RefSeq, a predicted model, not a curated record